AUGCCUGAAGAAAAAGAAGAGACGACUGAAACAGAAGGAAUCAAACUGAAACUGAAGGUGCUACCACUGAAGAAGAAAAAGAAACAACUGAGCAAACAGAGCACCCUGAAUCUGAAGGUACCACGCCUGAAGAAAAAAGAGAGGACGACUGAACAGAAGGUUACAACAGCUGGAGAAGAGAAAGAACCAACAGAGCAUCCUGAACUGAAGGUACUACUACUGGAAGAAGAGGAAUCAACUGAAACUGAAGGUGCUACCACUGAAGAAGAAAAGAAACAACUGAAGCAACAACAGAGCACCCUGAAUCUGAAGAGAAGAGAAAGAACCAACAGAGCAUUCCUGAAACUGAAGGUACUACUACUGGAGAAGAGGAAUCAACUGAAACUGAAGGUGCUACCACUGAAGAAGAAAAAGAAACAACUGAAGCAACAACAGAGCACCCUGAAUCUGAAGGUACCACGCCUGAAGAAAAAGAAGAGACGACUGAAACAGAAGGUACAACAGCUGGAGAAGAGAAAGAACCAACAGAGCAUCCUGAAACUGAAGAGCACCCUGAAUCUGAAGGUACCACGCCUGAAGAAAAAGAAGAGACGACUGAAACAGAAGGUACAACAGCUAGAGAAGAGAAAGAACCAACAGAGCAUCCUGAAACUGAAGGUACUACUACUGGAGAAGAGGAAUCAACUGAAACUGAAGGUGCUACCACUGAAGAAGAAAAAGAAACAACUGAAGCAACAACAGAGCACCCUGAAUCUGAAGGUGCCACGCCUGAAGAAAAAGAAGAGACGACUGAAACAGAAGGUACAACAGCUAGAGAAGAGAAAGAACCAACAGAGCAUCCUGAAACUGAAGGUACUACUACUGGAGAAGAGGAAUCAACUGAAACUGAAGGUGCUACCACUGAAGAAGAAAAAGAAACAACUGAAGCAACAACAGAGCACCCUGAAUCUGAAGAGCAUCCUGAAACUGAGGGUACUACUACUGGAGAAAAGGAAUCAACUGAAACUGAAGGUGCUACCACUGAAGAAGAAAAAGAAACAACUGAAGCAACAACAGAGCACCCUGAAUCUGAAGGUACCGCGCCUGAAGAAAAAGAAGAGACGACUGAAACUGAAGGUACAACAGCUAGAGAAGAGAAAGAACCAACAGAGCAUCCUGAAACUGAAAGUACUACUACUGGAGAAGAGGAAUCAACUGAAACUGAAGGUGCUACCACUGAAGAAGAAAAAGAAACAAGUGAAGCAACAACAGAGCACCCUGAAUCUGAAGGUACCACGCCUGAGGAAAAAGAAGAGACGACUGAAACUGAAGGUACAUCAGCCGGAGAAGAGAAAGAACCAACAGAGCAUCCUGAAACUGAGGGUACUACUACUGGAGAAGAGGAAUCAACUGAAACUGAAGGUGCUACCACUGAAGAAGAAAAAGAAACAACUGAAUCAACAACAGAGCACCCUGAAUCUGAAGGUGCCACGCCAGAAGAAAAAGAAAAGACGACUGAAACAGAAGGUACAUCAGCCGGAGAAGAGAAAGAACCAACAGAGCAUCCUGAAACUGAAGGUACUACUACUGGAGAAGAGGAAUCAACUGAAACUGAAGGUGCUACCACUGAAGAAGAAAAAGAAACAACUGAAGCAACAACAGAGCACCCUGAAUCUGAAGAGCACCCUGAAUCUGAAGGUACCACGCCUGAAGAAAAAGAAGAGACGACUGAAACAGAAGGUACAACAGCUACAGAAGAGAAAGAACCAACAGAGCAUCCUGAAACUGAAGGUACUACUACUGGAGAAGAGGAAUCAACUGAAACUGAAGGUGCUACCACUGAAGAAGAAAAAGAAACAACAGAGCACCCUGAAUCUGAAGGUGCCACGCCUGAAGAAAAAGAAGAGACGACUGAAACAGAAGGUACAACAGCUAGAGAAGAGAAAGAACCAACAGAGCAUCCUGAAACUGAAAGUACUACUACUGGAGAAGAGGAAUCAACUGAAACUGAAGGUGCUACCACUGAAGAAGAAAAAGAAACAACUGAAGCAACAACAGAGCACCCUGAAUCUGAAGGUACCACGCCUGAAGAAAAAGAAGAGACGACUGAAACAGAAGGUACAACAGCUGGAGAAGAGAAAGAACCAACAGAGCAUCCUGAAACUGAAGGUACUACUACUGGAGAAGAGGAAUCAACUGAAACUGAAGGUGAUACCACUGAAGAAGAAAAAGAAACAACUGAAGCAACAACAGAGUACCCUGAAUCUGAAGGUACCACGCCUGAAGAAAAAGAAGAGACGACUGAAACUGAAGGUACAACAGCUGGAGAAGAGAAAGAACCAACAGAGCAUCCUGAAACUGAAGGUACUACUACUGGAGAAGAGGAAUCUACUGAAACUGAAGGUGCUAUUACUGAAGAAGAAAAAGAAACAACUGAAGCAACAACAGAGCACCCUGAAUCUGAAGGUACCACGCCUGAAGAAAAAGAAGAGACGACUGAAACUGAAGGUACAACAGCUGGAGAAGAGAAAGAACCAACAGAGCAUCCUGAAACUGAAGGUACUACUACUGGAGAAGAGGAAUCAACUGAAACUGAAGGUGAUACCACUGAAGAAGAAAAAGAAACAACUGAAGCAACAACAGAGUACCCUGAAUCUGAAGGUACCACGCCUGAAGAAAAAGAAGAGACGACUGAAACUGAAGGUACAACAGCUGGAGAAGAGAAAGAACCAUCAGAGCAUCCUGAAAAUGAAGGUACUACUACUGGAGAAGAGGAAUCAAUUGAAACUGAAGGUGCUACUACUGAAGAAGAAAAAGAAACAACUGAAGCAGCAACAGAGCACCCUGAAUCUGAAGGUACCACGCCUGAAGAAAAAGAAGAGACGACUGAAACUGAAGAGCAUCCUGAAUCUGAAGGUGCCACGCCUGAAGAAAAAGAAGAGACGACUGAAACUGAAGGUACAACAGCUGGAGAAGAGAAAGAACCAACAGAGCAUCCUGAAACUGAAAGUACUACUACUGGAGAAGAGGAAUCAACUGAAACUGAAGGUGCUACCACUGAAGAAGAAAAAGAAACAACAGAGCGCCCAGAAUCUGAAGGGGCUUCAACUGAAGGAGAAAUCGAAACCACUACUAUAG
Molecule: messenger RNA, 3117 nt
Organism: Aedes aegypti (yellow fever mosquito)
Lineage: Eukaryota; Metazoa; Arthropoda; Insecta; Diptera; Culicidae
Product: myosin-9-like
Exons: 7
Coding region: 1-3117 (1038 amino acids)
Source: RefSeq, a predicted model, not a curated record